GAGAUAAUGAGAUAAACGUAUUAACAAUGAUCGGUGCCCCGUCUUCUCAAGUUUGGUCGCUGCAAGCACAGUGGCUAUCCCUACUUGUGGCUGUAUCAUUUACCAUCCCCCCCGCUGUAUUCGGAUGCUACACGUCAAUCUUCAGCUUCGGCGAUUCCCUCACUGAUACUGGAAACUUGCAAUUCACUUCCUCGUCACAGCGUCCUGAUUGCUUGCGUCCUCCCUACGGAUCAACCUAUUUUCAUCGCCCCAACGGACGAUGCUCGGAUGGCCGCCUAAUCCUCGAUUUCAUUGCCGAAUCUCUGCAUCUUCCACUGGUUAAACCGUAUCUAGGUAUAAAAAACGGGGAUGUGAAGGAUUGGAAUACACAGCAUGGGGUUAAUUUUGCGGUUGCGGGAGCCACUGCGUUGGACGGCUUGUUCUUUGAAGAGAAGGGUUUUGAUGUCGAAGGAGCUGCCUACUAUUCUCUGAGGGUUCAGUUAGAUUGGUUCAAGGAAUUUCUGCCUUCUCUCUGCAAUUCCCCUUCAAGCUGCAAAGAGGUUCUUGGCAACGCCUUAUUUAUUGUGGGAGAGAUUGGAGGCAAUGAUUAUGGUUAUCCCUUAUCUCAACCAGGGAGCUUGGAGGAGCUUAAAACUUACGUACCACAAGUAGUCUCUGCAAUCACUUCAGCAACCAGGGAGUUGAUUAACGCAGGGGCUGUUACACUAAUGAUUCCUGGAAAUCUACCACUGGGAUGCAAUCCAGCCUAUUUAACUAGGUUUGCAGUUAAAGACGAGGACGAGUAUGACAAAGCCGGCUGCUUAAAAUGGCUAAACGCGUUUUUUGAAUACCACAAUAAGAUGCUUAAAACUGAGCUCAAUGAUCUUCAAGUGUUGUAUCCUCACACGAAAAUCAUCUAUGCCGAUUAUUUCAACGCUGCGCUUCAGUUUUACCGUUCUCCAGAACAAUUUGGAUUUGGCAAAAACAAUGUUCUGAAAGUUUGCUGUGGAGGUGGAGGUCCCUACAAUUACAAUGAAUCAGCACUGUGCAGCUACUCAGGAGUGGUAUCUAGUGAUGAUCCUUCAAAAUAUGUGAGCUGGGAUGGCUUGCAUUUGACUGAGGCUGCUUAUAGAUGGAUCACCAAGGGUUUAUUGGAUGGAACAUACACUAUUCCCGGGCUUAGUACUUCUUGUACUUCACAAUAUGUGACCUCCGGAGAAUUUAGAAACCACGCUGCGAAAUGAAGAUGGUGGGGUGCUAAAAUGAUGUAUUUUCAAUGUCAACCUAUUGGAUGCUGAUUCACAUGAUUGUUGCAGUUUGUCACCUAAAAAACAUUUUUAAGAAGUGUUUUUAUAUAUAUUGAGAUAAAUUCCUUUUACA
Messenger RNA from Neltuma alba, 1359 nucleotides. RefSeq names its product GDSL esterase/lipase At1g31550. The transcript is spliced from 5 exons. Gene Ontology annotation, molecular function: hydrolase activity, acting on ester bonds. The coding region runs from base 27 to 1223 and encodes 398 amino acids. Lineage: Eukaryota; Viridiplantae; Streptophyta; Magnoliopsida; Fabales; Fabaceae. The record is from RefSeq and is a predicted model, not a curated record.